AUGCUCCUAUUGCUCCUAGGAGCGACGACGGCAUGGGCGCAAUUCAACUUUAAUUUCGGGAACAUGUUCCAUCAGCAGCAGGAGCCUGAGAAGCAGAACAUGCCGUCGGAUUCGGAGUGGUUCAGGACGAAUUAUGAUAAUGCGCACUGCGACAAAUAUCUCUGCCCAGCCACGCUCAGUUGUGUACAUUUCCCGCAUCACUGCCCAUGCGCAUUUCCCGACCACGAGGACAAGGUCGAAUUCGGCGAUGGGAGCAUGGCGUGUGUGAGCAAAGGUGGUUUCAAGGCGGGUGAGGCGGGGAGGAAAAUCGAGUUAGCGAGGAAAGGGCUGCUUUGA
Messenger RNA from Dissoconium aciculare CBS 342.82, 336 nucleotides. RefSeq lists its product as uncharacterized. Bases 1 to 336 code for a protein of 111 amino acids. The transcript has 2 exons. Lineage: Eukaryota; Fungi; Ascomycota; Dothideomycetes; Mycosphaerellales; Dissoconiaceae. The record is from RefSeq and is a predicted model, not a curated record.